UUUGACGAUCACUCUCAAACAGCUCCUCCAGAUAAACCUGCUCAGCGGGAUCCUGCUGCGCAUGCGUAGUGUGCGACUCACUCACACAAAUGACUGCAGCGAUCCACCUGUGCUAAUAAUAUGUGACAAAGGAGCAGAAGCGCACAUUUCACCUGUAGAGGAUGUACACUCCGGCAGCCGAUACGGGAGUGACGGUGGUGGAGGAAGACGCCACUCUGAGUAAUGCCUACUCACCUGUCGACUACAUGAGCAUCACCAGCUUCCCUCGACUGCCAGAAGACGAGGUUUCAGCUGACAACACGAUCAAGACACGCAAAGAUGACGAUAACUUCCUCGGUGAGCAGGAAGCAGCAGACCCAGAUCUGUUCCUGAAGUCAGCCCGUCUGCAGCGUCUGCCAUCCUCCGCCUCUGAUUUGGCCAGUCAUGACGUGUCUCCGCUACGGGAGACCAACAGAGACCCGCUGGCUCAGGAGUGCGCCUGCACCCGGGAUGGCCUCACCGUCAUCAUCACCGCCUGCCUGACCUUCGCCACUGGCGUCACUGUGGCCCUCAUCAUGCAGAUCUACUUUGGAGAGCCACAGGUGUAUAGUCAGGCUGCAGUGGUGACGGAUGUGUCCCGCUGCACGACUCUGGGUUUGGAUGUUUUGGGGAAGCAGGGCUCCAGUGUGGACGCAGCCAUCGCCGCCUCCCUCUGCCUGGGCAUCAUCCACCCCCACAGCUCGGGCAUCGGCGGAGGUGGUGUGAUGCUGGUCCAUGACAUCCGCAAGAAUGAGAGCCGUGUCAUUGACUUCAGAGAGACGGUGCCCUCCGGCCUUCACGAGGACAUGAUGCAGCACGCCAGCCACAGGCCGGGUCUGACCGUGGCUGUUCCAGGACUGAUCAGUGGACUCCAUCAGGCCCAUCAGCUCUACGGCAGUGGAUUUAGCUGCUCUUUUAGAUAAGAUCGCAGCCAAUGGCAUCUCAGAGUUCUACAGCAGCAAUCUGACGCAGGAAAUGACGUCAGCGGUUCAAGCUAACGGAGGAGUGCUGACGGAGGAGGACUUCAGAAACUACACCACCGUCAUCCAGACGCCUCUGCAGAGCCUUUACCAGGGACAGCAGGUGUUUGUUCCUCCUCCUCCUCAGGCUGGCGUCGCUCUGCUCUCCGCACUAAACAUCCUGGAGGGAUUCAACAUCAGCAGCCAGACGCCCCGGAGCAGCGUCUACCACUGGGUGGCGGAUUCUCUGAAGAUCGCUCUGUCUCAGGCCAGUGGAUUAGGAGACUCCAUGUUUGAUUCAUCAGUGUCGGAGCUGGUGGCUGAGAUGCUCAGUAAGACGCAGGCGGCGGCGUUUCGUCAGAUGAUCAGUGACACUCUGGCGUCCACCGCGGAUCACUACACACCGUCAUACGAGCUGCAGGACACCAAUGAGGCCGGUCAGAUCUCCAUCAUGGGCACAGACAACCUGAUAGUCUCAGUCAUGAGCUCUCUGAACCGUCCGUUUGGCAGUGGUAUUGUGACGUCCUCAGGGAUCCUCCUCAACAGCCAGAUUCUGGAUUUUUCCUGGCCCAACAAAACCCUCAGCUCCUCAGCUUUCAAUCAGCGUAACAGCAUUGCGCCGGGUAAGAGGCCUCUGUCGUUCCUGCUGCCGCUGGCUGUGCGUCCGUCUGUGGGUCAGUGUGGGACGUACAUCGCUCUGGGCUCCUGCAGCGGAGAUCGGGCUCUCAGUGGCAUCACACAGGUGCUGGUUAAUGUGUUAUCGAGCCGCAGGAACAUGAGUGAGAGUGUGUCUUCUGGACGUCUGCAUCCUCUGAUCUCCAACAACUCUCUGCUUGUGGACUACACACACACACACACACACACACACACACACACUUACUCAUACACACACCUGUUCAUAAAUACAUACAUAUACACAAACACUAACACACAGACACACACUCUUAGACAUUCACGUAAACGCACGCACAAACUCAAAAUUAUGCAUACCCCAACAUACAACUACCCACACACAUACCCACACCCAGACUCACUCAAACACACAGACAAACUCCUGCACACUAUCACAGAGACGUACACUUGUACACAGACACACUCAGACACAAUUACACACACACACACUGAAAUACAGACAUACACACAUACAAAUACACACAACUACACACGCAUAACUGCAGAGAAACACAAAACUCUUUCAAACACACACACACACACACACAGUAGUGAUGAUGACAGCUGAAUGAUGGCAGUGUGUUUUAUUUAUGAAGAACGACUCUGUUAUCUGCCAUGAGCUGUCAGAUCGUGUGUGUAUCAGGCCUCAUCGUUAUUUAUUGUAGACACUUUGCACUUUGUGGAAAUCCAGUGACAUCAUCAGAGCCAUAGACAUGUGUAUGCAGAUGCCACGUUCAGCAGAGACGUUCAGUCGUCCGCCAUCUUGGAACAGUCAAAAUGACGCACAUUUGCAGCCUCAGUUUGUAAAACAAACCACUGAGAUUUAAAGGCGAAACCUUCACAGUUGUGUUUUUAUUUGUAUUAACUCAAUAUUUCCAUUACUGAGCGCUCAAUAUCACUCAAUAUAUUCAAUAUUUUAAACUAUGCUAACUUCUAAGUGUCUUGUCAGCUAAUGCCUUUGUGUUCCUGUAUUGCUAAUGCUAAUUAGCAAAUUCAUCUCUUGGAUUCUGUCGCAGAUAGAUAUUUAUAAAUCUGUUCUUGGAGACGGUUAACUUGCUCUCUAAUGUUCAUGGGUCAACCUUUAUCAUUUGAGUUUUGCAGAUGGGUCAAUAAAGCAGCCUGCAGAAGCUAAUGAGGGAUCUAUGUUUAUACAUCUAUGAUCAAAACUAAGAAUCCUGCCAAUCUAAGAAACGCAGCAACAAAUGCUUCUCCCGCUCAGUUCUUCUUUCUGGUCCAGAUAUCAAAGAUUCUUCAAUCAAACAGCUCUUUCUAGACCACUGAAAUUUGUUUUCAGAAAUGAGUCAAAAUGAAGCGAGUUUUUCCAUAAAACAAGCAAAAUAAUCUGACAAAUGAGGUAAGAAAAGUCAUUUUUUUGCUUUGAUUUAAGAUUGUUUUAAGGAAAACACUUUAUUUCCACUUGUUACUUCAGAAAACAAAACAAUUUUUACUUGUCCACACCAUAAAGAAAUAAAAGUUAUUGAAAUGAAA
Danio rerio (zebrafish) is the source of this 3137-nucleotide messenger RNA. The record is from RefSeq and is a predicted model, not a curated record. Lineage: Eukaryota; Metazoa; Chordata; Actinopteri; Cypriniformes; Danionidae.